Molecule: messenger RNA, 2937 nt
Organism: Medioppia subpectinata
Lineage: Eukaryota; Metazoa; Arthropoda; Arachnida; Sarcoptiformes; Oppiidae
Source: the annotation of a GenBank genome assembly
GCCACACAUGUGUUGAUCAGAGGUUUAAAUGUCUUAAAAUUGUCUCUCAAUGAACAGAACUGUCAAAUCGAUGGCUAUUAUGACGUCCGGAAUAAAGUCAUAUUUCUUCACUUGACUUCUAUAUUGGAUUCGUUAGCAAUGACUCACAUUUGCAAAGAUAUCGAGAAAGAUAUCUACGAAAAGGGUUUCCUUCAGGUGUGGCCAGACUUACAGACAAACCUCUGUAAAGCGCUUCUAAUUCUCUUCCAUUUAAGUCAUAUCGUAGUUGUUGUCAAUCCUUCGCCACAUUUCGACUUAAAUCAGAUCAAUAUGUUUAGGAUAUUAGACUCCACGCGACAGAAGUUGCAGCCAAUUAUCACCGAAUGUCUGCAAACGCUGUCAUCACUGCCGGCCGAUUGGGUUCAGUCGGGACGGCUGUGUAGUCCGCGGGCGCUCUUUGUGUUCGAGUCUUACGGCAAGAAUCAGUUCAUUACAAGAGAAAAGCUGCGAAACGCUGAAAGACAACUCGAGGACCAGAUCUAUAGGAUAUUGCGAAAGACGCGACUCAUAACCAAUAUAAGUGCCAACUCUUUGUUCGCUGUGUCCGCACAUCACGAAUAUGUGUUCAUAUCGGCCAAAGACCCGACUAUUCGCGAUUCCGGCGAUUAUCUUAUGAAUCGUCUCAUUCAGUACUGCAAAACUGACCGCCAGAGCAACAGUUCCAGCGACGAAGAGAACGACUGCGAAUGGGAUUCGUUUCACACGUUUCUGUGGACACACAUCGGAAUCGCGCACUCGAAGGGCUUCGACGACAACAUUGGCCGACACGCGGCGCCGCCUAUAUUCGAGUUGCCGUCCGCUAAGGAGUUCUUUCAGACGGCACUCAAACUCAAAGAGCUGUUGUUCGGGUCGACGAACGGCGAGAAUGCGAGCCUUAAGACUAUAUUGAAUUCGUUGCACUCGUCUCUGGACAUCGACACCCGGUUCUCGGAGUCGCGUUGCGCUAAAGUGUUGCCCAUAGCUAUGAGCAUAUAUCAGGACGCACUGCCCUCUCACUAUACCCGUGACUUUCACGAACAUAAGUUGGCGCACGCUUUGCAACACUUCACACUACAGGCCAGGGGUUCGGCGGUCUAUGACUUCGGCCAACAGCUCAAACUCGAGUGCGACAACUAUUGGCAAAACGGGCGCCAAAUGUGCGAAGUGUUGAGUUUGACAAACAAUCACUGCAUUAAUCCGAUUCAUAGACUCAAAUCGGAUGACGACAACAGUAACGAUAACAGCGAUUCGGACACUGAAUCCGAUUCGAAGCAAAGGUUGCCAUCGAUGAAACACAUGAGUGGCGCUAAACUGAUCUGCGCCUGUGAUUGCGGCCGACGGCAAGCCAACAGAGAGGACCCGUUUACAGUGAAGGCCGCCAAUCAUGACUUCUACGCUAUGUUGAAGAAGAAGUGCAGUUGCGGUCAUUUGGAGCGCAUUUUAUUCCCCGUGUUUGAGCCGAGCAGUGAUUAUAUAGAGCCCGUGGCUCGGCCUCAACCGCUGCCCCGAAGUCCAGUGCACUCGAAGGCCGCGAGUUCUCAGUUCGACCCGUCGUUAACGCCCGCGGAGUUGGCCUUUGAGUCGCAACCGGACGCCGGGGUUUCUUCGUUCACUAAUCUGUCACAACAGGUGAGCGCCGACUUGAAUACCGACCUCUUGUUGGAUGAGUUCAAUAAAGUUAGUGUCAAAGAAGACGACAAAGUGGAGGACAAAGUAGAGGACAGAGCGGACGACAAUAAGGCGGCCGUCGAGACAGUGCUGUCGGACCAACAGAAAGAAAUUGAUCCGCAAUUAGAGCUGAGGUCCGAACAGUUGGUGAAAGACUUGGUGGACGACGACGAGUCUCACACCAGUUCUAGUGAAGUAUACACUGACGACGACGAGGAGGAGGAGGAGGAAGAGGAUGGCGACGAAGCCAUCGAUAGGGAAAAUGACAUCGAACUAGUUAUACGCGAGAGCGAGAGUCCGCACUUCGGGCAACUCCUGCACCAGUCGUCGACCACUGAAUAUUUGCCGGGAAUGUUGCACACAAUGAGUCCGCCGGGACUUUUACCCCGAUUCAACUCGUGGUCAUUGGUAUGUUUGGGACCGUCUAGUCUGUACUCGCACAACAUCGGCCUUCAGGAACAGCCGGGCUUUAUAAGUGGCGCCAAUUUCCUGCUGCCAUGGGAUGUGACCGUAAAGUUGGAACAUUCGGGACAUUUGCCGCCCCUCUGGGAGGGGAAGAGACCGCCAGGCAUUAAGAACAAGAAGACAUUCAAAGACGGCACUCAAUUCACUGUAAAGGUUUUCAUUGGUGUUGAGUACGAGUGCCAUCGAGGACACCGUUUCAUCGCCUCCGGACCCGACUCUGUGCUCAAAGCGUCUAUGGGUAUAGUGAAGGAGUCGGCCAAUCGAGUGGCCAGCAAUGAUAUGCCGCUGUAUUUUCCCUGCGUUUGCAACCGACAGGGAAAGCCCAACACAUUGGCUCAGUUAAUGCGCGUACAUAUCGUCACACCUAAAGCGCCGGUGAACGUGACGCUGAACCCCAGAGUGCAACCGUCGCCCAUGCCGUGCCUUAUCUUCUAUCCCGGCAACACUGAACCGAUCCGAUUGUCUCAAUCCACGUAUUGGGUGUUAAGGCUGCCAAUGAUAUACGAGGCCGAGUGCGGACCCUUUCCCACACCCAAAGAUCAAUUGCCUCUGAAGGCUGUCGGCGGUGGCGUCGGCGGAGGCGUCGGCGGCAGUGGUGUCGCCGGCGGUGCACUGAAGGGAAGCCGUCUACUGAAGGGAACGUAUGGCAUCGCCGACUAUAUAUCAAAACCAAAAAACCAUUAAACAUGUAUUGCAUCAGCGAUUCUGUGGUGUCAGAAAUUAUGCCAUUAAUUGUCUCACAACUAGACGUGUGCUGUGAAUGUCAUGUUUUUCUUCUCUCUCUCU